Molecule: messenger RNA, 1005 nt
Organism: Trichomycterus rosablanca
Lineage: Eukaryota; Metazoa; Chordata; Actinopteri; Siluriformes; Trichomycteridae
Gene: sco2
Product: protein SCO2 homolog, mitochondrial
Exons: 2
Coding region: 49-951 (300 amino acids)
Biological process (GO): mitochondrial respiratory chain complex IV assembly; intracellular copper ion homeostasis
Cellular component (GO): mitochondrial inner membrane
Molecular function (GO): copper chaperone activity; copper ion binding
Source: RefSeq, a predicted model, not a curated record
UACGUAGCCGGCUAAUGGUGGAGCAGAUGACAGUUGCAAGGUCUGAAGAUGUUACAUGUUAAGACUUUUGCUGGUUAUAUGACAUCAUGGAGCAUCCUGAGGACCACUCUAAAAGCCAGUUAUACUUUACAACCAUGUAACUUACAUAAUUUACCAAGGACAUAUUGUCACUCCUCACUGCUUACAGCACAUUCCAAUAAAUCCCAUUGUGUUAGCUCACUUCUUUGCUUCAAGCUAUCAUAUACUUUUAAACAGCAAACCAGCUUUUCUCAGAACUCUACCCAACCUCCAAAGCCUGACUCCUCAGGCAAGAUAAAACUCAAAACUCGAUUGGCCUAUACACUGCUUUUAGGUGGUGCAUUUUUUGGCAUCUGGUGGUAUGUACAUAAGGAAAAGCAGCAAAGGCUGCAGAUGCAGCGGAUUGAGCAGUUAAGAAAUGUAGCUGUGGGUCAGGGAGACUUUAAUUUGCUGGACCACACAGGACAGCGCAGGACCAAAAAGGACUUUCUGGGGAGCUGGGUGCUCAUGUACUUUGGCUUCACACACUGCCCUGAUAUCUGCCCUGACGAGUUGGAAAAGAUGAGCAAAGUUGUAACGCUGCUGGAAAACACUGAGGUGCCUCGAGUGCAGCCACUGUUUAUAACUGUUGAUCCUGAAAGAGAUGAUGUGGCAGCCAUGGCUAGAUAUGUUAAAGAUUUUCACCCACAGCUGAUAGGAUUAACUGGAACGCCAGAAGAGGUGCAGGAAGCUGGACGGACAUACCGUGUUUAUGCAAGUGCUGGGCCCAAGGAUGAUGAUGGAGACUACAUAGUGGACCACACCAUCGUAAUAUACCUUAUUAACCCAGAUGGCCUUUUCCUAGACUAUUACAAUCGUAUGAAAGAUGCCACACAGAUUGCAGAGAGCAUUUGUAAUCACAUGAAAAAUUAUGUAAAGUUAUUCCCUGAUUGAAUUUAAAUGUGGUAAAGAGAGAUUUGAUUGUGAAUGUGCAAAAUAAAGUGUAAA